Messenger RNA from Candidula unifasciata, 509 nucleotides. Lineage: Eukaryota; Metazoa; Mollusca; Gastropoda; Stylommatophora; Geomitridae. The record is from the annotation of a GenBank genome assembly.
AUGAAUGCCAGCGAAACCAUUUCCGCUGUUUUGUUUGGCCGUGAAGGUAAAAGUGUUGAUGGACACUGGCUAUGCAAUCACUUGUCAAUUUUUUUUUUUUUUAGUGCUAGUCUUACUUGCCAUAGUGGAUGGCAUCUCUACCAGGACUCUUGUUACAGUUAUGGAGAAGGGAAGGUCUCCUGGACCAAUGCCCAGGAAUUUUGCCGAACAUACGGUGGAAACCUGGCAGAGAUAGGGAGUGAUGACGAAGACACUUUUGUGAAGAAUAUGCUCACUACGAGGAAAGUCUACCAAGCUUGGAUCGGGGGGACUGAUAUCUUGCACGAAGGGCAUUGGGAGUGGAUCAGUACUGGGAACGACUUUAGCUCCUAUGCGAACUGGGCGCCCGGUCAACCUGACAAUUCUGGAUCUGCCGAAGACUGCAUGCAGUAUCAACAAUCUACAUCGGGUACUUAUAUCUGGAACGAUGCGUCCUGCAACAAUCUCUUCAAUUUUGUUUGCGAAGCAGA